[Candida] anglica is the source of this 297-nucleotide messenger RNA. NCBI's taxonomy places the organism in Eukaryota, Fungi, Ascomycota, Pichiomycetes, Serinales, Debaryomycetaceae. The record is from the annotation of a GenBank genome assembly.
AUGUACUCUAUAACAGCAUAUCAUCAGCAAAACUCACCAAGGACCCCAGUACUUAUCAUUGUACCUGUUGUAAUUGCCCCAGCAGGUGCGGAUUACCUUUGUAACGAGCCCGAUACACUGACCAGCCAGGCACAAAUGUGCAGACUCAAGUACUCCAAAGUAACUGGUCAGCAACGCACCGCAGGUGACCCAAGACUUACAAACUGCUCGCGCAUCACCUGCAAUCCCUACCCGGUGACCCCAGCAAGUACAAACUUACCGGUUGUCACGCCCCACCUGGUGCGAAUUACAUUCUGA